Leptidea sinapis is the source of this 6856-nucleotide messenger RNA. It is a transcript of the gene Ypel, whose product is annotated as protein yippee-like. The transcript has 6 exons. Bases 422 to 826 code for a protein of 134 amino acids. The record is from RefSeq and is a predicted model, not a curated record. NCBI's taxonomy places the organism in Eukaryota, Metazoa, Arthropoda, Insecta, Lepidoptera, Pieridae.
GAGUGCAGUGCGCCUGCGCAGACGGCGCACGACCGAGCCCUCUUUGUUUGUUGACAAGCGAGUAGCGACUCCACCAGUUGUUUUGUUCUUACGCGAGCGUCGAACGCGUCGCUCGUUAAAACGUUGAAUAUUAUAUUGUAGAGUGAUAGUUCUGUUUGUUUUGACGCGUUUCUCUUGGUAAAAGUGUUUCUACUGCGCAUAUUGUAUUUCCAAAGGAUUGUUGCUGUUCUUCUACGAUUCUUAGAAGUGCGUCGAAAACUCGAAUAUAACUUUUUCGGUGCUCCGACAACAGAGGGUGGAGGGUCGGAGGGGUGAGGUGGUCGCGCGGCGGGGGGAGGCGCGCGGCAGGUGACCGCCGGAGCCCGCGUCUCAUGUGGGCGGCCAGUGCAUGCUGCUCCCGCCAGCCAGCUAGCAGGCACUCAUGCGUGAGACGGUGAGUAACGGGGGCGGGGUGGCAGGCGAGGGCAGCGCCGCCCGCACGCCGGUGAAGACGUUCCAGGCGUACCUGCCGCCCGCACACCGCACCUACAGCUGCAUCCACUGCCGGGCGCACCUCGCGAGCCACGACGAGCUCAUAUCCAAGUCGUUUCAAGGCAGCCAGGGCCGCGCAUAUUUGUUCAAUUCAGUAGUGAACGUGGGGUGCGGGCCUGCCGAGGAGCGCGUGUUACUGACGGGACUGCACGCCGUCGCAGACAUCUACUGCGAGUGUUGCAAGACGAUGCUGGGCUGGAAAUAUGAACACGCAUUCGAAUCGAGUCAAAAAUACAAAGAGGGCAAGUUCAUAAUAGAACUGGCUCACAUGGUGAAAGAGAAUGGGUGGGACUAGGGCUUGUGCUCGGACUAUAGUGCUGUGACCUGUUUGCUUUCGUCAAUUACUGGCUACAGUGCGGCCGUGCUCAGUGUAAACGCAGCAUGUGAACUUAUUGAACUAAGCAGCAUGCUCUCGCCGCGGCGACUCGAACCCUCGUGAUGACGUCACGGGCGAGUCCACUCGCCUCAACCUCAUAGCGCGCGACGAUCGUACAGCAACAAGAGAUUAUUUUUUCAUGUAAAUCAAUUAUUAUUGGAAGUGUUUCGAGUGUUUCGACGAUUGCCACGCGUUACCUACGUAACGGCAGAUUGUAUUCAAACUAGUUCUACUUGCACUUAAUUGUGCAAUUGCUUGUAACAGAAACAUUGCUUGAAGCCAAUUCAAGGAAUUAUUUAGUAGAAGUUGCCGUUAAGUGGGAAAAAUGAGUAUUUAAGCGGCUUCAGCUUGAGCACCGCCAUUUGACGUUAUACAUAAGUUAUCGAUCUCAACCGCCCAGCGUAGGGCAUUGGGCUUAGAAUAAAUAGUUAUAUUUAGUUGUAAUAACAUUAAUUUUCGCCCAGCGCGGAUAGUUUAAGUUGUAUUAGUUACGUCAUUUAUAUCGAAGAUAACACUAAUACUUCUUAUCCCCCUUAACCUGUGAUAAGUACGCGUUAGAAUAGUAUUUUUUUUCUUGAACGAACUCAAGAGUUGCUCAGAGGUCAGAAGUAUGUUCCUAAUUUCAGCUGUACAGUUUGCUUUUCAGAGGAAACUAGUCUUGGAAAAUAAAUUCCAUUUUAAUUGCGCCGUUCAAUUGAUUUUUAGUUUUAGUUCGUACGACUGUUCCUCUGUUCUUAUUCCGUUCGGAAUAGAUUAUUUACAAUGUUAUUUUAAAACAAGUGAUAGUUGGUUGUAGGUGUCGAUGUGAUCGAAAACAUGUUUUAUAUACGAAGUGGGCAGUUAGAGGUUUUAUUAUUCAUUUAUUGUUUCCAUUUAAAUGUGUAUUUUGCGUUAAACAUCAUACCGAUAUUUACGAUGGCGCGCCAUAUUUACUUAACAUCGUUUUUGAUUACGUUUAUUCUGUUAAGUAGUCUAUAACAGUCAUAACUGACAGUGAGUUUAGUUACAUUAAAAUCAUGCAUCUAAAGUACCAAGACUGUUUUCACACAAAACACGUAGGAAUACUGUUUUUGACAAUUGACAAUGCUUUUUCAUAGAAAAUAUUACGCGUCAUGAUAAAUUAAUUGUGUGUAGCUUGGACGUAUCUGGUCUAUGUAGUAUAUUUUGAUACAUCUCAUUACAAGAGCUUUGUAGUUAUACAACAAAAUGGUACUCCAUGAGCAUUCUAUCAAUUGAAUAUUCGAAUUUAUAACCGGAUCGAGAUUCGAUAAAUUAUCGAAUAUUUAUCAGUAAUUUUACAUGGUUUUCUAUGUUAUUAUGUCACAUACAGUCAAAAAGUGAUAAUGACAUAAUUGAAACUAAUAAAACGUCCAAUAUAUCGACGAUAUACCAACGUUUAGUAUUGUACGACUAAGCCGUUGGCGUCUUCACAAAAGUUUUGUACCACCAGAAAAGAAUCCCAUGUGUAGCAUUAUUUGUGUGCUAAGAUAUCGUUUAGAACCUAUUCAUACAAAAUUUCAACCAUAAAGUAUUUCUUCAACGAUUUAAUAUCUUGUCUGUUUCUUUGGGUAAAUUUAUUCUCAUUCGAAUAAGCUAAUUUACGGAUCUAUUUAUAAGACAGUAUCAUUGAAUAACUUCCUCUAUUAAAUUACUGUGUACACUGCAUAUAAAGCCAUAACUUGUAGGAAAAUUAUAAAUAUUGUGAUAUGACAUGAGUAUAAAAAUAUAAUUUUAACAUUAAGGCUGCAUUUAGUGUUCAACCAACGGUCACCGCUGACGUCGGUCGAGCGUAGCGUGUGUCCGUACGCGCUAUGCUGUUGCGUUUAGUGCUCAGCAAACUUGAUUGCGCGUGUACACUUGCAGUAUAAUAUCGCCAUAGCGCGUCAGCUGACCGACAAUUCUUGUCAGCGUGACGUAGCUAUACGCGCGUAGCGAUUCAUCAGCGCUGGACUGUAUGCGUUCAUAUGUUUUCAUAGUUAUAGCUACGCCUGACCGACGUCGGCGCAGACCGUCAGUGGAGCACUAAAUGCAGCCUGAAGUUUACAUAAAGCGAUAUUUUAAUACACAAAAAAUAUAUUAUGAGAACAGCUAGCCGACAUGUUUGUGCGUAAAAACUGCCACUAGUAAUACGUUAUAUAUACACUAACUGAUUAAUAUAAUCUUUAAAAUGGGCGUACGAUGCGCGUUCAACGUUAUUUUUACAUUAAUGUGUACUCGUGUGUAACUAUAUCGCUAUAUUAGUGUUUCAGAUUCUAUUAGUAAACAUUUUUCGUAAAAGACGUUUUUGUAACAUUUGUUUGUAAGAAUACUUUUUAAUAUGGAAUGGCUUGCUGAAAUUUAUUUCUAUAAAUCUGUGUGUUUUAAUUUUCUUUUGUGUUAAAUCUUUCCGCGAUACAAACUUCUCAAACGAUUUGAUGUCAAUUUGUCAAUAAUGUCACAAAUCCACUUGUUACUUUACAAUACCUUUUACCCUUAUUUUGGCCCUUUCAUAUUUAAAUUAUUCUAAUUCAUUUAAUCGCCAUAUCUGUUAAUCAAAGGCCUAAAUAUCUCACAGAUUUCGCAUCUCAAAGGAAACUAUCUGUGAUGAUUGUAAGUUGAGUUGAGUCGAGUCGAGUCAACUGUGCGUUUUGUGUUGUAAAGGCACUUGGUUGACGAGAACUUUUGAUGUGGUGUUUCUUCAUAAGACUGGCUGCAGUACAGAAUAACGAGGUAUUUGAAACGAGAUAAUGGGGUAUUCCAUGAUAAACGCAAAGAAGUUGAAUAGAGAAAGUGUAGACUCAUAUUUAUUAACUAGCUUUGUAAUUAUAUACCAGUAUCCUUUGAAAUCACCAUGCCAAGGGGAAUAUAGAGGUGCCUAGUGCGACUUUUGGCAAACUCAAAUGUCUUCUAUUCCUGUCUCUUAUCUUCAUCAUUUUAUCUCGAUGUAAUAUAUACUCAGUUCGUCUUAUCGCUUUAUCCUAGUAUUCUUUUCAAUAAGAAUUCGUUCAAAUUUUCUUCUCUCAGUAAUGCAGUAAAUGGCCUACUUAAAUUAACUUGAUGAAUCAUAAAACUAAGUCAGUCACUAUUUCUGUUAGUCUUCGAAAGAUCUAAUAUAGCUGUGCGGCAUAGCACGUUAUAGGCGUUUAGACUUUUUCAAACACAUAUGGCGUGCUCUUCAGUGCCGUUGUAUUGUAUCUAAAACACAUAUAUGUUGUGUUUUACAAGCUUCAAUAAUAGAAAUGUUAUUGUAUAUCUGACAUCGGAUUUUUUCUCUUCGUGUAAUAUCUCGUGAUCGACCUAUUUGGAACUGCUGUUAUCUCAUCUCAGUUGCCGAGUUAUAUAUAAAAAAAUAAAUACAAUUUAGCAUUAUUUCGAUGCUUAUCAAUGUUUGGUCAUUGGUCGUCAAAAUUAUUUAGAAGCACCAGUUGUCUUUAAUUGUAAGCCUUCAGACGCUAAAUCGUAAUGUGAUAUCAAACAGAUACGUCUUUUGUAUUGUACUAUGAUAAGGUUCAACGCAUUGUUCACGUGUCUAUUGUACUUUAUGUUGACUUUAUAUCAUAUGGUUAUAGUCAUAUUGCUGAUGCACAAUGUUCAAUGAAUAUCGCCCAAUGGACGAAUCUCGUGCGGACUUUAACUCAACUAAGAUACAUUAUUAUAAGGGAUAUAUGUUUUAUAUCGAUAAAAAACCUUUAUUUUCAUUAUGUUCUUCAAGGGUAAUUCAUCAUACCGGAAUAAGAUGUUACAAACCGCUAAAGUAAUAAAGCGUUUUGUAAAAUGCGGCAGUUAUUUACGGUCAGGACGGUCAAGCAGUAUGAACAUGACUGCGCUAGUAAAUAACAACAGUCCGCCAUUUCUAAAUCCCUUCUAUAUUGGCAAUUUUUAAGGUUAUUGAAUUUUUUUUUAAAAACCGCUCGAGAUUGUUCACGUUGGUUUAAUACAUGUAAGCUAUAUGCGUUAAAUUUAUUUCAGGUUUUAAAUUUAUUGGCAAAAUUAUAAGUUUACGUAGUUGAGAGUAUUCUGUAAAUUCAAAUUUUCCUAAGCGCAGCAAUAAAUUAUUAAAAACUUAAGCUAUUUCUUGGACAAUUUGAACAUUAUGCAGCCAUUUCAUAUUGUAUUAUAACUGUAGUUAAUUAACACUCUUAGAUUUUCCUGUAACACAAGUUAUUAUCAAUGUGACAUUUAAAGUGAGAAAAUUUAAAAAAAAUGUUAGAUUUCUGUGAGGCAUAUUCGAAAUAUUUUUCUACUUGAUCGUUAAGGAGUGCUACUUAGAUAUUUUUGGACCAUUGUUGAGAUGCGAUCAGUAUUUGAGGAGAAUGAAUUUAAUGUUAGUUUAUUGGGAGGUUGUUGUCGAGAUUAGUGUAUGUAGGCUUCGGUAGCUGUAUAAAGCACCUGGUGAGGGUACUUUGACAUUUUUGGGUGUGACAACACUGCUAUAAAACUAACAACUGUAAACCGACUAAAUGAAUUGAAUUUUGAAUGUGAGUUUUGUGUAUGUCGGACUCCAUUUACAUCACAGACGUAUUUAUAAUCGAAGAAGGAAGAUAUUUUUGUAUCAGAUAUGUAUCUAUUAUUGUAUUAAUUCAAUUCUUUAAUUCAAAGUGACCCCAAAGUUGUUAAUAUCUGUAAAUGUUGAAGUACCUACAUGUCGGUCUUGGAGUGUUAAUUAUUCAAAGCCGCGACACACAGACGACGGUGCAUUUUUCAUAGUUGUGUCAUAAAGCGAAAGUACUAGGGGUCGCCACCGUAUUGAAUACUUGUUUCAAUUGUACAAGUACAAUACUUCUGAUUGUGUUUUAAGCUGUACUUUGGGCUCAAUAAACGUAUAGCAUACGAAAAUUCUAUACUAUUUGACAAUAGAAGUUUAUUGAGUGAGACAAGUAAGUAUUGUUUCUGUUAGUCUGCAAAAGAUUUUUGUCAGAAGAAUCGAAUGAUUAAUUUUCUUUAAAUACAUAUUCAUCUGUUCGUUCGUUUUUUUUUAAUGUUUAAUUACCGACAUUGUAACUUCAAUAGUGUCAAAAAAUUUGUUACAUAUCAUUUAAAUAUAAAUAGAUAAGGCAGCAAUAAUACGCCGUAUUCAGCGUACCUACGUCAGUCUCGAUGCAAGUAAUUUAUAAGAUGUUUUAUUAAAUUUUAUUCACUAUCCGAAGUAAAACGCCAGUUUGUGCCUCAACAAACAGUUUCACUAAACUGAGUGAACAAUUACUAAAAGAAAUAAGAUAUAUUACAAUAUUCAACUACCGCAUUCACGGAGCUGUUGUUUUUUUUUUAUGGAAUAGGAGGACAAACGAGCGUACGGGUCACCUGUUGUUAAGUGAUCACCGCCGCCCACAAUCUCUUGCAACACCAAAAGAAUCACAGGAGCGUUGCCGGCCUUUAAGGAAGGUGUACGCCCUUUUUUUUGAAGGUACCCAUGUCGUAUCGUCCCGGAAACACCGCACAAGGAAGCUCAUUCCACAGCUUUGUAGUACGUGGAAGAAAGCUCCUUGAAAACCGCACUGUGGAGGACCAUCACACAUCCAGAUGGUGAGGAUGAUAUCCUAACUUGUGGCGUGUCUUUAGGUAUUAUGUUUAGGUAUCGGCGGCAUCUAGUCGAAGCGCGCGCGGAAAACUAUCAAUAAAUAAUUUAAGCUGUACUUUAUUUAUUUUGCUGUAUUACAUCAUAUUUGUACUGUCUAUUGUAAGCAGAUUUAAUUUAUUUAGCGAUAAGUUUUACAAAUAUUACGUUCGAAGUGUAGUUUUUUUUUGCCUUACGAAACAGGGACUUUUCAAUAUUCGAGGUGGCAACCCCUAGACAGUAGGUACCCUGAUCACGUCACGACAGACCCGCUUAUUUUUGUAUCUCCCUAGCGUAAGUAACGAUACUGUAAGUACGUGGCGUCUUCUAACGAAUGUGUAUUCAUUAUGCUGUAGGCGAAGUCGUAAGCAUUUGGUUGAAAUAAUAAGUGCGUAAUAAAACAUUUUUCGUAUUAA